Molecule: messenger RNA, 1110 nt
Organism: Drosophila montana
Lineage: Eukaryota; Metazoa; Arthropoda; Insecta; Diptera; Drosophilidae
Product: sugar transporter SWEET1
Exons: 3
Coding region: 205-894 (229 amino acids)
Biological process (GO): carbohydrate transport
Cellular component (GO): membrane
Molecular function (GO): sugar transmembrane transporter activity
Source: RefSeq, a predicted model, not a curated record
CUGUGGAGCCAGCAGUCAGUUGUUACGGCAGCGGCAGUCCGUUUCGUUUGGUCGUUAGAUUUUAGUUUCGUUUUCGUUAUUUCGCAUUUGUUUAUAUCAAAAUCGAGCCGAUUAAAAAGUUGCCGCCCCCCAUCCCCAACCUUGACUGCGCGUAGUAAAACAAGUUUCCCGAGAACAACAUAGAACACAGCUGCCACAUACAAAAUGGAUGCACUCAGCGACUUAUUGGCACCAUACAGCGAGACUAUUGGCAAAAUAGCCGGCACAAUAACUACACUACAAUUUCUGUCCGGUGUCGCUCUGCUAAAUGAUAUACGCAAAAAAGGCAGCAGCGAUGUUUACCCGGUUGGACCGUUUCUGGGCGGUAUCGUGCUCACAGUUCUCAGCUUGAAACUGGGCCAAUUGAUGGGCGACCAGCCAAUGAUAAAUGUCAAUAUAAUUGGAUUUGCGAUCAAUACAGUUUUCAUGGUCGGUUUCUAUUACUAUGCCUCCAGUGAGAGUAAAUCUAAAAUCUGGAUCAAACUUGGCUACGUCUCCCUGUUCCUGAUGGCCUGCAUAGCCUAUGCGAACUUUGAGGAUCCCAAGCAGAUUGAGUUCCGGCUGGGCAUGUUGAUCACAUCCAUUCUCGUUUGGCUGGUCGGUUCCCCACUGCUGAAUCUGCCCAAUAUUAUUAAGAAGAAAAGCACUGAGGGCAUGCCCUUUCCCAUUAUAUUUGCCGGACAACUGGUUGCCACAGCCUGGACGCUGUAUGCAAUCUCCAUACGCAAUCAUGUCAUGGUGUACCAGAAUUUGUUCCUGUGGAUUUUGGGUAGUAUUCAGCUGGCGAUGUUUGUCCUCUAUCCCAGCACGCCCGCUAAGAAGCCCAAUGCCAAGUCCGCCAAGAAGGAAAAAUAAAGUACCUGGAAUAUCUUCAGUAAGAGAGAACAAUUCAAAAACAAUUGUUCUGAAAUAUACGGUAAAGACAAAAUAUGUGCAAAAGAAAAUAGGUAAAACUCUUUUCAUAUUAUAAAUAAUUCUUUUUCAUGGCGCCUUUUAUAUAGUUAGAUAAAAACAAGAAACUAAAAUCAAAAAUUGUAAUUUAACUAAGGAAUAUUUUUUAGAAAAAACAAA